CUAGAUUUGUAUCAAUCGAUAUUUAGUUUGCAUCUCUGACAAUUAUUGUGGUCUAAACAAAACCGGCUUGUUUUUUGGGAAUAAAAAAAGCUCCGUAUCAAAAUGAUAACUGACGUGCAAUUGGCAAUUUUCUCAAAUGUCCUAGGAGUAUUUCUGUUUCUCCUCGUUGUUGCUUACCACUACAUCAACGCCAAUACGGGAAAGUCUAGUAUUAAAAACAAAUGAUGUUUAAGGUUUCCACAAGUUAAUUAAUACAAGUAUCUUAUAAAACCAACUUCAAGUAAUAAAAUGGUAUAAUAAAACUUACUCCAUAU
Messenger RNA from Drosophila navojoa, 314 nucleotides. Its product is annotated as dolichyl-diphosphooligosaccharide--protein glycosyltransferase subunit 4. The record is from RefSeq and is a predicted model, not a curated record. Lineage: Eukaryota; Metazoa; Arthropoda; Insecta; Diptera; Drosophilidae. Gene Ontology annotation, cellular component: oligosaccharyltransferase complex.